Molecule: messenger RNA, 9350 nt
Organism: Scophthalmus maximus (turbot)
Lineage: Eukaryota; Metazoa; Chordata; Actinopteri; Pleuronectiformes; Scophthalmidae
Gene: kcnh2b
Product: potassium voltage-gated channel, subfamily H (eag-related), member 2b
Exons: 23
Coding region: 282-4223 (1313 amino acids)
Biological process (GO): regulation of ventricular cardiac muscle cell membrane repolarization; regulation of heart rate by cardiac conduction; potassium ion transmembrane transport
Cellular component (GO): membrane
Molecular function (GO): inward rectifier potassium channel activity
Source: RefSeq, a predicted model, not a curated record
ACCAGACAACCUGCGAUCUCUCCGACGCUGUACUUGGUGAAACAAACUUUUGUCUCCUCCACGGAUUACUGCCACUGCACCUCCUCGGGGCUCAGUCUCCACGCAGUGAGCGAGCGUGCGUCGUGCGCUCUUUUGGCUGCGUGCGGGCGAAGUGUGUGUGUGUGUGUGUGUGUGUGUGUGUGCGGGGGGAAAGUUCGAGCCUCGGUUCGGUGUGAUUACAUUUAAAGAACAAAAAAAGUCCUGCAAAAGUCUCUCCCGGUCCGGGGGCCACCGCUGCGAAGAUGCCGGUCCGCAGGGGCCACGUGGCUCCGCAGAACACCUUCCUGGACACCAUCAUCAGGAAAUUCGACAGUCAGAGUCGCAAGUUCGUCAUCGCCAACGCAAGAGUGGAGAACUGUGCCAUCAUCUUCUGCAACGAUGGCUUCUGCCACAUGUGUGGUUACUCCCGCGCCGAGAUCAUGCAGAAGCCCUGCACGUGCAACUUCCUGUACGGACCCGACACCAAGCGACUGGCCAUCGCCCAGAUGGCACAGGCCCUGCUGGGGUCGGAGGAGAGGAAAGUGGAGAUCAACCUCUACCGCAAAGAUGGUCAGUGCUUCUUGUGUAUGGUGGAUGUGGUGCCAGUGAAGAACGAGGAUGGCGUGGUGAUCAUGUUCAUCCUCAACUUUGAGGUCAUGUCAGACGAGACACUUCAAGACCACAAAGAGGAGCUCAACCACCGCCUGCCCACCUGGCUCGUCACCGGUCGUCCACGAGGCUUCAAGCUGCGUCUUCCCCUGCUGCACUCCCUGUCCAACAGUAAAGCGUCUCUGGAAGACGCUGAGGCCGGCCACAUCCCCACUGCUUUGCCUCUGCCGCUGCACUCAGACCCCCACAGUCCCGAGUCCUUGGGCCUGGGGGAGUUACUGCCCCUUCCCCCCUUACCACCAGACCACCAAGAACAAAUCAGUGGGAGCAGGUCAGCACUACAGAGUUGGCCAGAAGACCGCCACGAGGACCAGCGCACCUUACUGGGCUCUGGGCAUCCUGUACCCCCUACUCCACCUUCGCACAGAGCCCACCUGGUGGGUCCCCUGACCCAGUCGUCCCCCUGCGUAGCGCCCCACCACCACCACCACCGCCUCAGCCUCAACCCAGACGCCUCAGGCUCUAACUGCUCCCUGUCACAUAGCCGCUCGCGAGAAAGCUUCCACAGCAUGCGUCGCGCGUCCUCCGUAGACGAGAUCGAAGCCAUGAGGCCCGACUGGGACAGGAAGAACCGGAGGGCGAGCAUCCGGCCGGGCAGCAGCAGCACGGGGGCAGUAAACAGUAAAUCCAACAUACUGAACUCCACGUCAGACUCUGACCUCAUGCGGUACCGAGCCAUCUCCAAAAUCCCCCAGAUCACCCUCAACUUUGUGGACUUCAAACCCGACCCCCUCAUCGCCCUGCCCACGGGGGAGAUGGACAUCAUCGCUCCCUGCAAACUCAUCGACCGGACGCACCACGUCACCGAGAAAGUCACACAGGUGCUGUCUCUGGGUGCAGAUGUGUUGCCGGAGUACAAGCUCCAAGCUCCUCGCAUCCACAAGUGGACGGUGUUGCACUACAGCCCCUUCAAGGCCGUGUGGGACUGGCUCAUCCUGCUGCUGGUCAUCUACACGGCCAUCCUGACGCCCUACUCGGCCGCGUUCCUCCUCAAUGACCAGGAGGAGGUAGCCAUGCAGAGUUGUGGUUACUCCUGCUCCCCUCUCAACGUGGUGGACCUCAUAGUGGACAUCAUGUUCAUUAUUGACAUCCUCAUCAACUUCAGGACAACGUAUGUGAACACGAACGACGAAGUGGUGAGUCACCCCGUGCGUAUCGCUGUCCACUACUUCAAAGGCUGGUUCCUCAUCGACAUGGUGGCUGCUAUUCCCUUUGACCUGCUCAUCUACCGCAGCGGAGAGGAGACUACCACUCUGAUUGGUCUGUUGAAGACUGCUCGUCUCCUGCGGUUGGUCCGCGUCGCCAGAAAGCUGGACCGCUACUCGGAGUACGGCGCGGCCGUCCUCUUCCUCCUCAUGUGCACCUUCGCCCUCAUCGCUCACUGGCUGGCCUGCAUCUGGUAUGCCAUUGGUAGUGUGGAGAGGAAUGGUUCAAUCGGCUGGCUCCACACGCUGGGGGACCAAUUGGGAAAACAUUUCAAUGACUCCGUCCCAGGUUCAGGACCCUCCAUCAAAGACAAGUACGUCACAGCUCUGUACUUCACCUUCAGCAGUCUGACCAGUGUGGGGUUUGGAAAUGUUUCCCCGAACACCAACUCUGAGAAGAUCUUCUCCAUCUGCGUCAUGCUCAUCGGAUCCCUGAUGUAUGCCAGCAUCUUCGGGAACGUGUCCGCCAUCAUCCAGCGGCUGUACUCGGGCACGGCCCGCUACCACACCCAGAUGCUGAGAGUCCGGGAGUUCAUCCGCUUCCACCAGAUCCCCAACCCGCUCAGGCAGAGGCUGGAGGAGUACUUCCAACACGCCUGGUCCUACACCAAUGGCAUUGACAUGAAUGCUGAUGAUUGGAAGUCUCAGCAUGCAUGGUCCGACACCAUCAGAGAAAAUAGGAGAAAUGUGCUGAAAGGUUUCCCCGAGUGUCUCCAGGCGGAUAUCUGCCUCCAUCUGAACCGGACCCUGUUGCAGAACUGCAAGGCUUUCAAGGGCUCCACCAAGGGCUGCCUCCGGGCGCUGGCCAUGAAGUUCAAGACCACCCACGCGCCCCCGGGCGACACGCUGGUCCACGCCGGCGACGUCCUCACCGCCGUGUACUUUAUAUCCAGGGGAUCCAUAGAGAUACUGAGAGGAGACGUGGUGGUGGCCAUCUUGGGGAAGAACGACAUCUUCGGCGAGCCAAUCAACCUUUAUUCCCGACCGGGCAAAUCCAACGCUGAUGUGAGGGCUCUGACCUACUGUGACCUCCAUAAAAUCUUCAGAGAAGAUGUCCUGGAAGUGCUGGACAUGUAUCCCGAGUUCGCCGACCACUUCUGGAACAACCUUGAAAUCACCUUCAACCUCCGAGAUACCAACAUGAUCCCAGGCUCUCCGAGCAGUGACGACUCCAACUGCGGAGGGUUCAACAAAUUACGGAGGCGCAAGUUAUCGUUCCGACGACGAACAGAAAAAGACGAUGCGAAUGCUGGAGAAAUUAAGAAGUCCCAUAAGUCUGUGAGACGAAGACAUAGGGAGGAAGCUAACAACCAGAAGCAGGAGGCACAUCGGAGCUCAGUGUCCUCUCACUCCAGUGGUGAUGAGGGGGAGGGGCCUGUUGUGACGGGCCUCGCCCCUCCUCCUGAAAUACUGGGUGACCCACAGGCUCAGGCGGCGCCCAUGAACUUUAAAGAGAACAGUGAGGGCGAUGGAGACCCCAAGACAGGGAACACCUGCAACGCCCUGUCAGGUGCCCUCUCAGGCGUGUCGAACAUCUUCAGUUUCUGGGGGGACAGUCGGGGCGGUGGCCAGUACCAGGAGGUUCCCAGCUGUAGCCUGGCGUCCCCGCCGACCCUCAACACGCCGAUACACUGCCUGAGCCGCCAGCAACGCAGCCAGCUGGACACGCGCCUGGACCUGCUGCAGAAACAGCUCAACAGGUUGGAGAGUCGCAUGUCGACAGACAUCGGGGCGAUCAUGCAGCUGCUGCAGAGACAGAUGGCUCUGGUUCCCCCUGCCUACAGCGCCGUCUCCACACCACCUCAGGCCUCACCGUACCCUGGUCCCGGUCCAGGACCCCUUCCAGGAGAGAUGCUGGUUCAGCCUGUUACGCCUCUAGAGACAGACACCCUGGCUUCUUUGUCGCAGAUCUUGGAUUCCCAGGUCUUCGAGGAGUUCCCAGCCAAGCCGGGUGACUCUCUGCAGGCCCAGGAAUCUCCUCUGAUCAACAGCAGCCCGGUCCAGCUCACUCCCUCCUCGCUCAACAGCCUGGGGCAGCAUCUGGAGCUGGAGCUGGGACUGGGCACUGGGGCCGGGGUUGUUUCAGGGCCACUGGUAGGUUCGGGUUUAGGUCUGGAGCUGGGGAGCGCUGCGGCAGCGGCCUCGAGUUUGGGUGCAGAUUUAGACUUUGGCUCAGAGAUGAGCGUCUUGGCUGGGGCCGGGCCAGCGACCGGCUCGGGGGCGUCUCCCCUGGACGCCGAGACUCAAAGGAGGCUGUCCCUCCAAGAACCACAGACGCCUCUGGACUCAAGGACACCACAGAGACACAGCUCCGACCCGGGGGGGAGCUAAGAAAGUGGUGACGGGUGAGAGGAGAGUGGGACGGAAGGGAGGGAUACAGGGUGAGAGUGAGUGAGUGUGAUGUUUAAUCCCGCAGUUCCUCCACUUUCCUCCGGGGUCAACGUGGCACUUUUGGAGAUCGGGAGGCACCGACCUGCAACGCCACCAAAACCCUUGAGGGCAUCGACCUCUCAAGUCGGGACAGCUCGGAGAGAGAGGACCCGUGUGUUCCCACCCACAACCCCGGCCCCUUUAAUGAAACAUCUGGAGCUUUCUGAACUUCACAACAACACAACCGUUAACCAAAACCACAAACUGGGAGCGGAGAACAGCUCUGCCUCUUGACGAACACUGUACCAGAUCGGAUCUGGUCCGGACCUCUCCGGGACUUUACACACACACGAACGACUGCUGACCUGUAGAAGAAUCCCUUUACUGCUGUAUCCAGAGUUGGAUGACUGACAAGAACAAGCAACAUCGUACAGAAUAACGACGAAACAAGUAGCCAUUUACGUCUUGCACUGAAAAUCCUAUUGAUAUAACGAUUAUUCUAUUCUAUAUGUCCGUGGCGCUUCCGAUAAAAACUCGCAAACUGGUUGGUAUAUUGUAGUGUUAGCUGGCCUAACAGGAAACCUGCUGUCCCGUCCUGUCAUUGGUUCCUUCCUCCUGAUGUCCCCCCUGCCCCGCGCCCCCCCCCCCCUUCCCAAGAGCACACUGGAUUGGCUGGUUUGCACCUCAGGGGUGGGAACUGGAGGGUUAAAAGCCAUGAAUUUUUCUCAAUGCACAUAUCAGCUGCCCGAUCAUUAACAUUGUACAGGUUUGCUCGUGACUGAAGAACACGUGGCAGGCUUCGGCAGUGUGGUAAACUGGCAAACUUUACAGGUUCACCAUGGGAACAGUGCACAUAAAAACAGCAAAGUCAAUAUUGAAACAAGCAGGAAACCCCAGCUUACUGAUUCAAUGAGCUAGGAGUUGUGAUUUUUUAGAGAAGCAGAUAAGUUGUGUUUUAUUACCAAACACAACGAAGUCAACAAUGGCAUGACGCUGACCUGCUUCGAUUUCCAAAAUGGAAUCAUAAGCACCUGCAUGAAGGACAGCUGGCGGAAUGCUUCUAGAUUUUUUUCACAGUUGAAUUUGCUACCUCAGAUGUCAUUGGUCCUGUCUCUUUUCACCCGAGCGAGCGCCCACAACGCUUUCACCUUGUACAUAACAGUCUGUCAUGUCAUGUGACACGUAAAUAUACAAGUUUGCCAGUUUACAGUGACCAGCCGAAUGCGCCGUUAUUCUAUGUACCGUACAAUAUGCAAACACUGGCAAGAAGAGAAGAGUGAGUGUGCUUUAUUAUUAUUAUUAUUAUUAUUAUUAUUAUUAUUAAUAUUAUUAUUGUGUUUGAUUAGUUUGAGUCCAGAUUGUUUGUCCUCGUUUUUGUGUCUUUCAGUGUGCAGAGCAUGGCACAGUAGGGUAUGUUUGCUUCACAUACACUGUACGGUCACUUUAUUCUAACGCAUCGGAAAUAUUUCUCAUUAUUUUUGCCCCAAACUGAUUUAAUGGCCUGUUUAAACAGUCCAAUGACAGAUCUGGUGUUUAUGACUUGAAUCUAGGCGGCACAAGUGAAAACCCUUUAUAAUGUAGGUUUGAAGAUACACAUGAAGUCAUCAAAGUACAUUCGAAAUUCUUUGGGAAUAUUUUAUAUUUAAUAUUUAUUUGUUUCCCCAAACACACAUCUGAUGCCUGUACAGAGGCAAACCGACACGUGACAUGGUUGAUUCGAUUGUUGUGAGGAUUCGUUUCCGUUUAAUUUAACGAUAUUGUGUAGGAUUUGAAAAGAAAGGUUCUUUCCCCCCCCCAGGAUUUACGCGAAGGCGCGCACACAUUUCAGAAAGUGGUGAUGGAAAUGAACAAGAUGUUGAAAAGCUGGUACGAUGACACAGUCUGGAGUUUUACCCAGAUACCUCAGGGCCGGUGGAAGUGUACGGAACAAUAACAGGAGCAGGUGCAAUGAUCCCACCUCACGACUCGGAGGUUGUGUCAUCUUUUCUGCAGAAGUGGCAUUUCCACUGAAUCUUCCAUGUCGACCAGUUUGAGUUCUUCAGAUGAGGGAAAAUGAAAACAACAAAAACAACCUGUGUGUUUCAUCUUCAAAUUGUCUUCCCUGUGACAAAAUUACAAACAGAAGAGCCUUUUUCCUCCAACAACACAGCGAGGAGUCGAGACAGAGGCGGGGAAUCCUGCUGAAGUGCAAUAGUCCUUUAAACAGUUAAGCCUUGUAGCAGCUUAACCACACCCCUCAAUUUUUUAGCACUUUAUUCUUAUUGUUUUGUUUUUUUUAAACCGUGCAGAUGUUUAAUAAAGACUCAGGAACGCGUCGUCGAUGCCACACGGUUCGUUUUCUUUCAUCUCCGAACUCAAAACCAACCAAUCAGAAAAAGAAAAGAAAAAAAAAACGUUGGUGGAAUUCCCCUUUAAUGCAGAAUAAUGAAGAUUGUAUUUGCCUGCUUACUGCACUAAGCAAUUUUAUUUAUUUAUUUGUUUGAAGGAUCAUUUUUGGGGAUUGUACGAUUUGUCACACACGGCUCGUUUGGUGGAGCAAGGCGAGGUCUCUGUUCAUAACCCGGGAAUUCACUGCCAUGCGUCCACUCGUAAUAUUUAUUCAAUAUUCAUAUUCAUGGCUAUAAGUGUGUAUUAUUCAUAUAAUCAUCAAUGGUAAUAACUCUGAUCAAACUUCCUGAAUGACACUCCGAGGAAGCCUGUCGUCAUCGUCAGUGUCUUUGCUUGACCGGUGACGGGACUGAUGAUGUCACUUUAGUAUCGAACCAAAUUGAAUUAGCAUCAGCGACAUUCUUUUAAUUCACGUAAGAAUUCGACCCUUCUGUGACAUUUACGUUAAGAAAAAGAAUAUUAUGUGAAAAGCUAUAGUUUGACUCCAAAUGAACUUGUCAGUGCAGCUGUAUUAUCUGUUCAACUAAGAUUCUUUUUUUUUUUUUUACAGUGACUUGAAAGAUCAAUGUUUUUUUUUUUUCAACCAGGACGGUUUGAAACAGUUGUUGUUAAAAGGGGGAGGGGGGUUUAGAUUCCAGCUGCUUUUCACAUGAAUGGUGAUGCAGCAUUUUACCGUCUUGUUGUUGUUGUUGUUGUUGUUGUUGUUGUUGUUGUUUGAUCCUGGUACAAAAGUUGCUAGAAUCCCCAAAUCUGCAGAGUCCCUCCGUCCUCUUCUUGUUCUGUCUUAUCUGGUUUACACACCCCCUAACCCGUCGCUUCAUUUUCACCAGCGAUCCCUGCCCGUUGUCACCAGGGACCUCCACAGAUCUCCAGUAAAACACAGUGACGCUGGCAGUGACAUGUUUAUUUUUCAAUUUUGUUGCUUUUUAACCGUUGCAGUGCUGAGGUAGUGAUCUUCAGAAGCGGGCUCUCCUCGCCAUCUCACAUGCUGUAGCGAGUGUCUUCUUUUUUUUGUCACUGUUCAAUAACAGUCACCUAGUGGCCUGAACUGUAUCUUUACAUUCAGAACUAUGACCUCAAAACUAGAAUGUGGUUGUCGUCGACUCUUCUCCUUUGACCCCGUGUGUGACGGUACCUUAGUCUAAUAUUCACCGCUAUAGAAUACAUUUAUGUAAUGCAUAGUGCAUAUUAUAACAGUAGAGGGCGCAGUUUGGAGAAACAACACCCAACACAACAACUCAUGGGUGGACAGGGGAAUAGGUGUUUUGUCGGGGCGGGAGGUGUCAGAGGACGUUAGAGUUAUUUUGCCCUUCUGAAUUUUGACACACACUCACACAGAAGUACACACACUUCCCUUAAUGGCUCUUCCAUACCACCGAGCUUUUUUCCCCAGCUCCGUUCAACUUUCUAAGAGUUUUCCGACAGACUCGGGUCCUUGUGCUUGUAGAUAUUUUGAGGACUUUGGGAAGGGGUGUGGUCGGGUCGGGGUCGUGCGUUUGGUACCGUUUACACAACACUGGAUCUGCUGUCGGCCCUUGCCUGUACAUACCAACUUCUACUACUUGUAAAGGAAUCAAACUCUUUGGCACUCGUAUAGCCAGCACUAUGCAGAAACGGGAAAAAAAUAGUUCUUUGGCAUGCUUUGAAAUGCAGAAUACUAUAGAGGAAAAACAUACGCGAAAUAAACAAAGUCUGCUCUAAUUUCUUACUAAAAAUGAUCACCUUCUUUGACAAAAAAAAAGAGAAGCUGUCUAUGGUAAAGAUGGAUGUGAUGAUGAUGAGGGAUGAGGAAUUCGAGGAAGCCUUUCAAUAUUGUGCACAUUUCUACUUGCAUGCUGCACUGAAAAUCAUCCAGCAAUGAGAGGUGUUUGACGUGCAAAGCAGCUGAUUUUUUUCCGCUGUGUGCUUGCAAACUGUGUGAAGAGUGAAACACUGAAUUCUUCCGAGUUCUUCCGGGAGAGUCAUAUUUAUAUAAACAUAAAUAAAUAAAUAUAUAUAUAUAUACAUACUACUUCCAGGUCAUGGAAGAGAGGGGUACGGAAUAGCUGCGAACAUAGUGAUCCUAGAAUGAUACAAUAUUAUAUUUGUAUCUUUGGUUGCAUACCACUGUAAUGGAACGAUGCAUGUGUUGCAGUCCUGGGCAGAACUACUACUGAUUCCCCAAAAAAUCAAAGAGCACUUGAUUUACCUUGCUCGGUCUGUGUUAUCACUUCUGCCCUGGAAGAUAAAUCAAGUGCACCUUGAAAUGUGUUUUUGUUUUUAAUUUACAUUUUUUUAAAAUUCUGCCUUUGCCCACUCGGGCCGGGCCGCACCCUGAAGAACAACUUUUGUCAACACAUCUGAGUGCACUUGUGGACCACGUCUCACUUUCUGGGGGUGUUAAAUAUCUUUAACACAUGUUUGCUGAAAAGGUGUGAGUAGCGUGUUGUCGUCCCCCAAAAGCCUCCCCGAAAUGUUUUGACAAUAGCAUCAUUUUUUUAACAGUGUAUACUCCGUGGGAGUCCCAGGUAGAUUCAUGACCCUGGGCUGGUCAACGGGUUGCUUCUUAUAAUACAUUAUUCAUAUCAAGUCUUCGAAGAAAGGGUAGAAGGGGGAAAACGGUGAAGCUUCAGGUUCUGAUUGUGUGAUUGCAUUAUCAAUGGUUGGACUUUAUAAAAUUUCAAAAAAUAUUUCUUUCAAUAAACCUCUUUGAAAGCAAAA